AUGAUCUUUAAAAACCUUUUCACUGAGGAAAAACAAAAUCCUGCAGAAAUAAAUCGGCUUAGUGGACAGAAUUAGAGGGGAAGGGUUUGGAGCCAGGGUGGGAUUAAGGAAAAUUGUGUGAAAUAAAGAGCGAGUGAUCAGGAGUGACUGUGUGCGUGCGCCUGAGUCUGGAGGGCGGGAGAGAGAGAGAGAGAGGGGAGAGAGGGAGAGAGAGAGCACUGAGUGAAGAGCAUAGAUUUUCAUCCAAUUCUAUAUCUGUUUUUCUAAUCCUCGACUGCCGCUGUUUUGCAAAGCGGUGGUUCUACGGUUGUUGGGAAGAUACAUAUUUUAUUUCACAGGGUAUUAUUUUGCAAAUACCGCUCUGUUCACUGACAGUUCGUCCUUGUUGCGCCUGUUGAAGUGUAUAGCCCAUUAAUUUCGAACUUCUAUUUUCUCAGCGACACUUGAACUGCACCAUGAACAGUUUGUGGGGACCACCCGAGCUGGUACCUUUGGAAUGGUGUGGAUUACGCAGUCAAGAACCGGAGAACAUGUAAACGCAUAUGGAGUUUGGGAUUUAUUGUCAAAUAUGGGAAAGAUGACCGUCUUGUCUUUGUGCUUUCUCUUGUGCACGAUUCUCCUGGAUUUAGCCGUUGGAUAUUUGACUGUAACCAUUGAACCUCUGCCACCUGUUGUUAUUGGCGAGACGGUGACGCUGAAGUGCAACUUUAAAACUGAUGGGAGACUGCGAGAGAUUGUCUGGUAUCGGGUUACGGAAGGGGGCACCAUCAAGCAGAAGAUCUUCACGUAUGACGCCAUGUUCAACACCAACUAUUCCCACAUGGAGGACUACAGGAGGAGAGAAGACUUGGUGUAUCAGUCCACCGUCCGGCUUCCGGAGGUUCGGAUCUCAGACAACGGGCCUUACGAGUGCCAUGUGGGCAUCUACGACCGGGCCACCAGGGAGAAGGUGGUCCUGGCGUCAGGGAACGUCUUUCUCACCGUCAUGUCACCCCCGAACAACAUCUCCGUGGUGGCGGAGAACACUCCAGCCCCCUUCAGCCGCUACCAGGCGCAGAACUUCACGUUGGUGUGCACCGCCAAGGGAGGCAAGCCUGCACCCACGGUGUAUUUUAAGCGGGACGGGGAGUUGAUAGAGGUGAUCUCGUACACUCUGCCGGGCGACGAGGGCGGCGGCGGCUCAGCAGCAGUGCGCGGGGCCCGGCCCCUCAUCAGCAGGGACAUGGACGACACCAAGCUGCAGAAGUCGCUCUCGCUGCUGGGGCCCGACGGCCGGCCGGGCCGCCUGUUCACAGAGAGCCCCGCCCGGGGCAGCUUCACGGCGGGGCAGCAGGGCCAGCAGCCCAGCCCGGCCACAGAGGCCAUCCCCGAGACGGUGGUGAACCGGGAGUUCCCGCGCUGGGUGCAGAGCACGGACCCGCUGUACUUCUUCAGCAACACGCACAUCCCGCAGAGCGACGGCUCAGUGCUGGUGCAGGCCAAGCUCACCUGGACGCUCAACCCGCAGGUGGACAAUGACGCGUUGUUCAGCUGCGAGGUCAAGCAUCCAGCGCUGUCAAUGCCUAUGCAGACAGAGGUUAUAUUGGCGGCUCCUAAGGGCCCCAAGCUGCUGAUGACGCCCACCCGAGCGAAGGUAGGGGACACAGUGCGCAUCACUGUUCAAGGAUUCCAGGUAGGAUCUCCUGAAAAUGAAGUGUUUCCUGAGCCACUGUUCACCUGGACGCGGGUGGGGGGGCGGCUGCUGGACGGCAGCAGCGAGCGCGACGGGAAGGAACUGAUUCUGGAGCGUGUGCCCGCCGAACUCAACGGAUCCAUGUACCGCUGCACGGCACAGAACCCCCUGGGCUCCACCGACACGCACACGCGCCUCAUCGUUUUUGAAAAUCCGGCCAUGAUGAGCCCAGUGGAUAACAUCAACGCAGCGCCUCGGGUGGGAGCGAUUGGACUGACAUGGAUAAUCCUCACCUUCACAGUCACUGUGGCGAUGACGUGAACUCACACACACACACACACACACACACACACACACACACACACACACACACACACACACACACACACACACACACACACACACAUAUAUACCCGCACACACACACACACACACAUAGGUCUACUGGAGACCCUCCCAAUGUCCAUAAACAGGAUGCCACUCUUUUUUUUAUAAGAAACAAUGCAUACAUUAAAAAUAUACAGAUAUUAUAUAAUACCCAUAUUAAGAGAGAGAAACAUAAGAGAAUAAGAGAACAAGCACUAUCUUUCAUAAACCCUGUGUCCUAUGCUACCCCCUUCCUCCAAACAUACACAUAUACACUUACAUACCAACAUAAAUACACACUCACAGACACACUCACACACAAACACACACCAACAAACACAAGCACACAUACACUCGCUUUUCUCAUUUUAGUUUUAUUUGUUUGUUUGUUUGUUUCUUUCAUUUGUUUGUUUGUUUCUUUUCCCCAAUUCUACCCUGUUGGAUCAAUAAAUCCUCUUUGGGAAAAAAAAGAGAACCUGGAAGAGCUCCUUGGCUUGUUCCGUGUGUUCAGACAUUGUUUGUGCUCACGCGGUGGCGGCCAGGACUAAAUAACCAGAGAGAGAGAGACCCUUCUGUAAUAUGGGCCAUGGCUCCCAACACCUCAUCACAGGUAUCCAUGGGAACAAUAAAUGUGAAAAUGUGACUCUUUUUUUUCCCCUUUGACAUUUUGUUUUUUCAGUUUUAUGCCGGUUUUAUGGAGAUUUCUUUUCUUUUGCCUUUCCGUUCUUUCUUUCUUUCUUUCUUUCUUUCUUUCUUCUCUGGAAUGGCUCGUGGCUGGAAUGUACAAGAAGAUAAAAAAAAAAAACAUAUAAAAACUCAACAGUCUUGUGAAUUCUAGUGUGAUUUUUCUGAACAGAUGUGGAGAAGCCUCUUUUUAAGUGUAUUUUUGUGUACAUCCCUGUAAAUAAUGGAAAUUAUAAAUGAGAAAAAAUGUAAAGCUAUAGGGGUUCGGGGCUUUUUCGUGGGGAAUGGAAGCUGGUGAGGUCCGCAGUUCGCCGCUAUCUCUCUCUCUCUCUCUUUCUCUUUCUCUCUCUCUCUCUCUCUCCCCCUCUCUCCCUCUUUCCUCCACUUGUGUCUGGUCAUCCCCAGUGUUCAUUUCCAGAUGAAAAAAAAAGAAGAAAAACAAAUCGAACUUUUAAAAGGCUUUGGAACUACUGACUAAUCAAAAGCCGACACAUGGCCCCCUCCAUCCUGUGCCGAUGCCCCGGGGUGGCAGAUGAACAAGAGGAAAGCAAACAAUCACUUAACAUGCUGUGUGUCUGACUCUUUGGUGCAUGUGAAUAAUUUCUCCCCCUCCAUAUGUCAGCAGUGGUUCCUUCCACAAACCACCCAUCCCACCCCUAAGCCCCCCCCGCCCAAGCACACACACACACACUCCCACACUACGUCACAUAAUCUCACUUAUGUGUAAUCUGUUAUUUACCUGUUGCAUAUUAUCUUAAGUGAUCUGCAUUGUGUACAGUACGUAACUCUUGCCUAACAUUUACUGGUAGGGUCAUGUUAGCCACCAUUCUCCGCCCUACCUUGCCACCCCCACCCCCACCCCUCCACUCGCCUCCUCUGCCACUGCCCCUGCCCCUCAGUACAUGCUCAAGUGAAGUUGAGUGUAAACAGGGUUGUUGCAUUUGUUUCAUAUCACCUGUAUUAAAAUGGAGAUUGAACUGAAAUGGCUUGGGGUGUACUUCUGCAGCUGCCUUAAUGGCAAACGUACCCAGUUGUAUGGUUAUCUUUUUGUAACGUUAGCUUUUGAAGGUGAAAUUGAGUGAAACUGAAUGAAAUUCUGAAUAAAAAUCUGAUUGGAGAUUAGAGAAAUAUGUCAAA
Messenger RNA from Clupea harengus (Atlantic herring), 3859 nucleotides. RefSeq names its product immunoglobin superfamily, member 21a (gene igsf21a). NCBI's taxonomy places the organism in Eukaryota, Metazoa, Chordata, Actinopteri, Clupeiformes, Clupeidae. Gene Ontology annotation, biological process: homophilic cell-cell adhesion; heterophilic cell-cell adhesion. Gene Ontology annotation, cellular component: adherens junction. The record is from RefSeq and is a predicted model, not a curated record.